Molecule: messenger RNA, 1771 nt
Organism: Mycena citricolor
Lineage: Eukaryota; Fungi; Basidiomycota; Agaricomycetes; Agaricales; Mycenaceae
Source: the annotation of a GenBank genome assembly
CCGGGAGUUGUCGACGCGACCAGUCACAUGUGACAAUCGUGCCUCCUCCGUUCUCUAUAUCUCAUGUCUUAUGGCAACUCAAAUCCUGCAAGUCGUAAAACCCAAAUCUUACAGGACUCGAUACCCGCGUAAACUCGCCGGGAAACCUCUCCUCUAUAUCGCGAGCGGUCUCGCCUCUCUGGGCGACGCGCUUCUCGGCUAUUCGCAAGGCAUCACGGCGGGUUUCCAAGUCCAACCUACCUUCAUUUACCGCAUAUACGGCGAGACAGUAACUCACAGCCAAAUCAGCACCGGCACGACCCACGUCGAUCCACGCCUACCUGCCAUCAUCAUCUGCUCACUUUGUUCCGCCGCGGUCGUGUCCUCUCUACUUUCGCCCUACGCAUCCGACUUUCUAGGAAGGCGCCAGGCCAUGCAGAUCGGAGCGGUCUUGUAUCUCAUCUCCUCAUGUGUGCAGAUGAUAGCCCCCGACUUCACGACACUCGUUGUGGGGAGAGCCAUCCAGGGCCUUGCUGCGGGGAUGAUCAGCACGACGUCGGCUGUGUAUCAAGUCGAAAUAUCGCCGGCUGGGUCUCGAGGCAUGCUCACUGGUCUGGAAGCACUGUGCAUGAACGCCGGGUAUGCGGCUGCGUCCUGGGUUGCGUAUGCGUUUUUCGUGGACUCCAAGGCCGACCAUGCCUGGCGGGGACCGUUCGCAGUGCAGGCCGUCGUCUCGCUCGUGCUUCUUGUAGGGUCCUUCUUUCUCCCUGAAUCUCCUCGAUGGCUUCUUCAAAAAGGAUUUCUCACAGAAGGACUGUGGACCCUUGCCGACCUUCACGCUGGGGGCGACGUCACUGACGAAGGCGUCAAUCGUACCUACCAUGCUAUUGUCGCGACAUUGAAACUCGACGACGCGGCUCGCGGAAGUCGCCUUGGUGCUUGGCGGGACUUCAAGAACUACCCUCGGCGCACGCGGAUAACUAUCACCUCAAGGAUGUUCGCCCAAAGCAACGGCAUCAAUGCGAUACUGCACUUUCUUCCUGAGCAUCUUGCCCACGCGGGAUACCCUAUCCGGCGAUCCUUGUUCUAUGCUGGGGUCUGUUCGCUGUUCUACAGUCUUGGACCGCUUCCUGCCAUUCUUUUUGUCGACAAAGUUGGCCGGCGACGUUUUCUCAUCGCUGGUAGCAUGGCACUGGCUUGUUCUCUGGUCAUUCUGGGAUGCCUGCAACUCUACAUAAGACGAUGGCCCGCACUCCAUGAUCUGAGCGGUGCUCGCGGCGUUGUAUUCGGGGUGAGCUUAUAUCUGUUCUUCUUUGGUGCAACAUGGGGUCCUGUCCCUUGGCUGAUCAGCGCCGAGCUCUUUCCUCUCCGAAUGCGGGCGAAGGGCAUGGCGAUCUCUACUGCUUCGGACUGGGCCUUUGAAGGUGUUGUGGGCAUCGCUACUCCGCCACUCCUCAUCAAAUUCGGAGGCAUAUAUUACUUUGUGCUCGCUGGUGCUUGUGUGUUCUCUGGAUUCGUCGUCUGGUGGAUCUAUGUCGAGACCUGUGGCAGCCCUCUGGAGGUCAUCGGCGGGAUGUUCGGAGAUGCGCUUCCAUCUCAAAAUCAGAUCGACCAGGAGGACCCCGUGCUGCACGUCCAGCGCACACGGUUGCGUCUCCGGUCUGUGCUCAGUAUGCCUGAGAUUGCGACCCGGUCGACGGCUGUUGCAAGUCACACGGGCACAUCCCAGAUUACUCUUGCAGUAGUGCAGGAGGACGGCAUCGGCGGGAAAGAUGCGGAAAAGAACGUAUAG